AUGACUAAGAUCGCCUCCGGACUCCUCGUCCUCUCCGGCCUUGCCAUGGCAUUGCCCACCGACAACGCCGUGGAGAUCCGUGCCAACAAGGACGUCAACCCCGCCGCCGUCAAGGGCACCACCUGCACCGACAAGAAUGCGAAAAUCGACACGCACGACAUGAACGUCGCCACGCUGGCCAUCUGCGGCGGCAUCGCGGGCUCCAUCCAAAAGUGCGGCGGCGCGCCCAAGAGCACCACCGGCCAGUCCGGGACGGCCAAGUUCACGCUGAACCCGACGAACUCUGGCGCCACGCUCAACGUCUCCAAGGGCCGCUGGGAGGGCUGCAUUCGCGCCGCGAGGGCGACUUGCCCGACCGGCAGCUUCAAAUCGACCUGCGUGGGCGGUGCGAGCCAGGGUGAUAUUGCUUUUACCCUGACCAAUCCCUGA
Molecule: messenger RNA, 429 nt
Organism: Colletotrichum karsti
Lineage: Eukaryota; Fungi; Ascomycota; Sordariomycetes; Glomerellales; Glomerellaceae
Exons: 2
Coding region: 1-429 (142 amino acids)
Source: RefSeq, a predicted model, not a curated record